This is a messenger RNA of Linum trigynum, 1264 nucleotides long. The record is from the annotation of a GenBank genome assembly. NCBI's taxonomy places the organism in Eukaryota, Viridiplantae, Streptophyta, Magnoliopsida, Malpighiales, Linaceae.
CUGUUCUUCUAAGACAAUGGGUGUGGUCCAAGUACGGGAGCCCAAAUUAAAAGCCCAAAACGCGCUAAAAAUUCGCGUGAGCGAUGACGCCAUCGGCCACAAAAGCAGAAAGAAAAGUUGGACACGACCAGACCAGAGGUUGCGUGGAGACCGUGGAGACGGUGGUCGGCGAACCGGAUUCGCGAGCAGUCGCUUCUAUAAAUAAAUGCCACACACCAUUGCUGGAAUUCCUCUGCUUCUCUCAACAUUUCCUUCCUCUGUGGAAUUUGAUUUCUUCACGAGCUGCUGCUGCCGCCACCAUGGGUAGACGACCAGCAAGGUGCUAUCGCCAGAUCAAGAACAAACCCUACCCUAAAUCGCGUUUCUGUCGCGGUGUCCCUGACCCCAAGAUCAGGAUCUAUGAUGUCGGGAUGAAGAAGAAGGGUGUGGAUGAGUUCCCAUUCUGUGUCCAUUUGGUGUCAUGGGAGAAGGAAAACGUGUCCAGUGAAGCCCUCGAGGCUGCCCGAAUUGCUUGCAACAAGUACAUGACCAAGAGUGCUGGGAAGGAUUCUUUCCAUUUGAGGGUCCGUGUUCAUCCGUUCCACGUCCUGCGCAUCAACAAGAUGCUUUCGUGCGCUGGAGCGGAUAGGCUCCAGACCGGGAUGAGGGGUGCGUUUGGGAAGCCGCAGGGAGUUUGUGCUAGAGUCGCCAUCGGGCAAGUUCUUCUCUCCGUUAGGUGCAAGGACAACAACAGUCACCAUGCUCAGGAGGCUCUCCGCCGUGCCAAGUUCAAGUUCCCUGGCCGCCAGAAGAUCAUUGUCAGCAGGAAAUGGGGAUUUACAAAGUUCAACCGUAGCGAUUAUGUGAAGCUGAAGCAAGAGAACAGGAUCCAGCCUGAUGGUGUGAAUGCUAAGCUUCUUGGAUGUCAUGGGCGGUUGGCUAAUCGAGAACCUGGAAGAGCUUUCUUGCCCUCUACUGCAACUGCAUAGGAUGGUGCAGCUGUUCGAUGUGCGCUUCGAGCUGACUGAGUGGCUUUGGAGGCAGAGUGUCUGAUGGUCUCUUUGUUUGUUGUAUUAAUUGGUUUCCGCGAUGUAUUGCAGUACUAGUGUGUGUUAAAUCCAUGUGAGGUGUGACCUUUUCGACUCAUAUCGUAUGUGAGGAGAGCGACCUCACCGUAUCCUCUGGUGUUGCACCGGACUCGAGUGCAUAUGUAAACUACUACCUGUUCUGUAUGAACAUUGAUAUAUACUAUUAUUAUAUAAUAUAAUAAAAGGCAGCCGUUUUG